CUGCAUACACCUGUGGUCCGGAGUUUUGAUUUCUCACCAACCACUGCUUCUUUGACAUCCUUAACAAAUGUCACGUAUGUCGACAUUUCUUCGCGGGCGGAAGACAUUCAAGCGGGGUUGAUCGACACAUUUCUCAAUUUGGAGAAAAUCGACAAGAAUCUCUUCCUUGCACGCCAUCUACUAAAGGGGCGAAAUUCGUUGCCUGUGGUUUACGGUGGGCAAGUUAUUGGACAGGCUCUUUCUGCUGCGACUGCAACCGUUGGCAGUGGAUUUCUACCAAACAGUCUUCAUAGUUAUUUUGUACAAAGCGGUAAUGUUCAUAUGCCUAUCCUCUAUAUGGUGGACCGCAUUAGGGAUGGACGCAGCUUUUGCACUCGAUUGGUAAAAGCCGUCCAGAAUGGGGAUGCUAUCUUCACGGUUCAAAUCUCUUUUCACAAGCCGGAACCUGAUUCCAUAUCACAUCAGUUGAAGAUGCCAGAAGUGGUUGGGCCAGAUGGACUUUUAGAUUGGAACCAUCUGAUGGAGGAGGCUGGCAAGAAUACCCAUCUUCAUCCAGCCGCCUCGGCUAUGAUUCGCUUCAAGCGCAAGGAGAUCCCACCUGCGUUCUUCAGGAUUUUCUCAUUCCGUCCAGUUGAUAUUAAUUCUUUUCUCUUCCAACCGUCCUUAACCGAUGGGAAUAAAGUACCUGAUCAAGAAAGUUUCCGCUCGUAUAUGUGGAUCAAAGCCAACGAAAAUAUUGGUGAUGAUCCUCGUCUUCAUGUCGCUGCAGCAGCGUAUAUUUCAGACGCAACAAUGAUAGAGACUGCUGUUCGCCCUCAUAGUAGAAUGGGCUUCAUUCCAUCAAUGGCAUUAACACUGGACCACUCAAUUUGGAUGCACAGCGACCAGUUUCGGAUUGAUGAUUGGUUGCUUUAUGAGAAUCACUCCACUAUAGCUAGCGGUGCACGUACUUUGAUAGAAGGUAAGUUAUGGACUCGCAAUGGUCGUCUGGUUUUCUCGACUGCGCAGGAGGCUCUCAUUCGUGCACCUAGGAAGGACAAUCCCAUCCAGAAUGGCGACUCUUACUAA
Messenger RNA from Angiostrongylus costaricensis, 1068 nucleotides. The record is from the annotation of a GenBank genome assembly. NCBI's taxonomy places the organism in Eukaryota, Metazoa, Nematoda, Chromadorea, Rhabditida, Metastrongylidae.